AACUUGCCGGACAUGGACUCGGAGCUGGAUACGCACAGCGCGGUCAGCUAUCAUUGGCGUGUGUGGCAACUGAUGGGUUUGAUACGGCCACCAGGUGCGUCACGUUUGGGAUUCGUGUUGCGCUCGCUGGUCAUCAAUGUGCUGGUCACGCUGCUGUUUCCCAUCACGCUGCUGGCCAAGCUCUUCUUCACGUAUUCGUUGCGUGAACUCUGCGAGAAUCUUACCAUCACCAUCACGGACAUUGUGGCGAAUCUGAAGUUCAUCAAUGUGUUCCUCGUGCGUCGCCAGCUGCACGAGAUCAAGCAACUGCUGGCGGUGCUCGAUGGACGUGCUCUCGCCGUGAAUAACGCCGAUGAGUUGGCUGUGCUCCGUCAGGCGGUGCACACGGCUCGUCUCAGUUUUCGCACCUUUGGGGGCAUCUUUGUGUUUGGCACCACGUUGAGCUGUCUGCGUGUGGCCAUCGCCAAGGAGCGCCAGCUGCUGUAUCCGGCAUGGUUCGGCAUCGAUUGGCAGCACUCGAAUGUCGCCUAUGUACUCAUCUAUGUGUAUCAGCUCUUCGGUCUGAUUGUCCAGGCCAUUCAGGACUGUGCCAACGACUCGUAUCCGCCGGCAUAUCUCUGCAUACUCACUGGACACAUGCGUGCCCUGGAGUUGCGUGUGCGUCGCAUUGGUUAUCAUGUUCAACAUCAGCAUGCCGCAUACUUUGAACUCACGGCCUGCAUUGAGGAUUAUGUGAACAUUCUGCGGCUGCAUGCCAUCAUCCAGCAGAUACUCUCAGUCGCCUGUUUCGCUCAGUUCAUGUGCUCCGCUGCCGUUCAGUGCACGGUGGCGAUGCACUUUCUGUAUGUGGCGGAUUCGCAUGAUUUGAGUGCCAUGAUCCUGUCGCUGGUCUUCUUCAGCGCUGUCACCUUGGAGGUGUUCAUCAUCUGCUACUUUGGCGAUCGCAUGCGCACCCAGAGCGAGGCGCUCCUCAAUGCCUUCUACGCCUGCAAUUGGAUGGAUCAGAAUAAGCGCUUCAAGCGCAACCUCAUCAUCACCCUGAUGCGCACUCAGCGACCGUCGUACAUUCUCGCUGGUGGCUACAUCGCCGUCACCCUGGAGACCUUUGUGCAGGUCAACCGACUCACUUAUUCAGUAUUUACGCUGCUGCUGCGCGCCAAGUAAACAUCGGGAACUAUUUAUGUUAGUCAUGGCUGCCUGAGGAACGUUCCAGCUUUAGUCAUUAUAUAAUGACUUUACUUUUGCACAUGUCACAAAUUAGGAUUGCAACCAAAAGUAUUCACUCACUGAAUACAC
Drosophila nasuta is the source of this 1296-nucleotide messenger RNA. It is a transcript of the gene Or2a, whose product is annotated as Odorant receptor 2a. NCBI's taxonomy places the organism in Eukaryota, Metazoa, Arthropoda, Insecta, Diptera, Drosophilidae. The record is from RefSeq and is a predicted model, not a curated record. Gene Ontology annotation, biological process: sensory perception of smell; detection of chemical stimulus involved in sensory perception of smell. The transcript has 2 exons. The coding region runs from base 13 to 1164 and encodes 383 amino acids. Gene Ontology annotation, molecular function: olfactory receptor activity; odorant binding. Gene Ontology annotation, cellular component: plasma membrane.